AUGGAUCCGGCCACUAUCCUUGCGAUUACGAACACUAUAUGUGGGACUCUGCUCAUUGUCUCAGAGACCCUGCCGUUCAUGCGCAACUCGCCCUACAACGGCAUCAUCGAGACCCUGGCGAGUCUCAUGCUCGGGUGGAGACCCCCUGGUCCCACAACAACCGCAACCACGACGACAGGGCCCUCCACCGGUCCUGUGGUCUAUGUCGCUCCGAUUCCCCCGGAGCCAGCGCCGUCUCCGCCCACAGCAGCUGCGAGCCCGGUGGGAAGUCCAAUUCCGUUCGCCACCACGGUGGUCACGACCACCACAUCGACAUUUUCGCACUGA
Molecule: messenger RNA, 327 nt
Organism: Polychytrium aggregatum
Lineage: Eukaryota; Fungi; Chytridiomycota; Chytridiomycetes; Polychytriales
Exons: 1
Coding region: 1-327 (108 amino acids)
Source: RefSeq, a predicted model, not a curated record